Molecule: messenger RNA, 726 nt
Organism: Chelonoidis abingdonii (Abingdon island giant tortoise)
Lineage: Eukaryota; Metazoa; Chordata; Testudines; Testudinidae
Gene: SRP9
Product: signal recognition particle 9
Biological process (GO): negative regulation of translational elongation; SRP-dependent cotranslational protein targeting to membrane
Cellular component (GO): signal recognition particle, endoplasmic reticulum targeting
Molecular function (GO): 7S RNA binding
Source: RefSeq, a predicted model, not a curated record
UGCGCUAGGGAGGGAGUGCUGAGCUGUAAGAGUGACUGGUGAGCCGGCUCGGAGGAACUGUUCCCGCCAUGCCACAUUACCAGACCUGGGAGGAGUUCACCCGUGCCGCCGAAAAGCUCUACCUCGCCGAUCCCAUGAAGGUGCGUGUGGUUCUUAAAUACCGACACUGUGAUGGGAAUCUGUGUAUCAAAGUAACAGAUGAUGUAGUUUGUCUGCUAUAUAGAACAGACCAGGCUCAAGAUGUAAAGAAGAUUGAGAAAUUCCACAGUCAGCUAAUGCGACUCAUGGUGGCUAAGGAAUCUCGCAGUGCUGCCAUGGAAACGGACUGAAUUGCUGAAAAUAAAAUGAAAGCUCCAGUCAUCUUUCAUGGGAAGAAAAUACCACUUGGAUUUGAGCAAACAUUGGGACAGGAGAUGUUUUAUGUAACGAAGUGGACUAUGAAAAGUCUGAAGCAUUUUUUGCCCUGCCCUAGACGCCACUUCAGAUAACUAGGAAAAUAAAUGCUUUCAGUUGAAAGCCUCUAUUUAUUUUUGAAAAUUAAGCAAGAAAAAUAUAUCCUCCAUGGAAAACAUUCUUACAAGUCUUGCUUAACAUACUUUAACCUGUAAAUAUUUUAUUUUGUAAAUCUACAGUACUCUAAUUUUGAAAGUGAAAGGAGAAAAGUGUAUCCCUCUGGAAAGUGAGAGCAUGUCUUCAUGUAGAUUAAAUUGAUCUUAUUUGCAUUCA